CUCCCUCCCCUCCCCCCUUUUCUCCUCACCCUCCUCUCCCUCGCCCAGAUCCCCCUCGCCGCCCUCCCCGCCUACAAACUCGCCGCACACAUGCGGCCCGACGCAGUGUACUUCUGGCUUGCGAGCACGCCAACGGCUAAGGGCCCAGGAGGAGGGGGAGGGACAGGGAUAGAGUGUGCGAGUAAUUGUUUCGUUCAGGUGGAUGCGAGGACGAGGGGGGUGGUUACGGGGGCGGGGCUGGCCGUUGGGGUGCUGGGGGUGCUGGGGGGUGUGGUUGGGAUGGGGUGGGCGUGGAGGGUAAGGGGUGGAAGGGAAGGGAUGGGAGGGAAGGUAUGUGUGAUUUUCUCUUUUGAUGUUUGGGUUGGUUGUUUAGGUUGGUUGGUUGGUUGAUUGGGGAUGAGGGUGCUGUGGGUGUUGUGUGAAAAGGGGGAAUGGAGGGAAAGGUGAUGGACGGGAGUGAACUGAACUGAACUGACAAGAUUCACGCUGACCCCUUAAACCAGUCCAGCAUAACUCGACGCCUAACGUUCACAUCGACAUCAACGACGUACACGCACACCUACUCCCCCAUAACCGCUC
Messenger RNA from Aaosphaeria arxii CBS 175.79, 579 nucleotides. RefSeq lists its product as uncharacterized. The transcript has a single exon. NCBI's taxonomy places the organism in Eukaryota, Fungi, Ascomycota, Dothideomycetes, Pleosporales. The record is from RefSeq and is a predicted model, not a curated record. Bases 91 to 390 code for a protein of 99 amino acids.